This is a messenger RNA of Panicum virgatum (switchgrass), 1360 nucleotides long. Its product is annotated as partner of Y14 and mago-like. NCBI's taxonomy places the organism in Eukaryota, Viridiplantae, Streptophyta, Magnoliopsida, Poales, Poaceae. Gene Ontology annotation, biological process: exon-exon junction complex disassembly. The record is from RefSeq and is a predicted model, not a curated record. Gene Ontology annotation, molecular function: RNA binding. Gene Ontology annotation, cellular component: exon-exon junction complex; cytoplasm. The coding region runs from base 163 to 897 and encodes 244 amino acids. The transcript has 5 exons.
CGGCCCACUCCCGGAGUCCCGGCGUCCGACGCAACCCUUGAGGCAGAGCGGUCUUUGCUCCGACACCUCGACUUCCCUAAACCCAUCCUGUGCCCGCCGUCGCCGCGGCCUUCGGCCUCCUCCCCACCCCACCGCAUCCGAAACCCGCACGCCUCCCCCGCCAUGGCCACCUCCAGCGACGGCGGCGGCGGCGACCAGCGGCGCCUACUCUCAAUCCCCAAGGAGGGCGAGCGCAUCAUCGCGCCGACUCGGCGCCCCGACGGCACGCUCCGCAAGGCCAUCCGCAUCCGCGCCGGCUACGUGCCCCAGGAGGAGGUCGCCAUCUACCAGUCCAAGGGCGCCCUAAUGAGGAAAUCAGGGCCCGACGUGCCGCCGGGGUACGACCCGGCGCUAGCGGUCGAUGCAAAGCCCAAGACGAAGGCGGCCAAGCGGAACGAGCGGCGCAAGGAGAAACGGCAGCAGAGUGGGGAAUUUUUCUUUGGCGUAAAUGCAGCUCCUAUAUUUCUUAGUAGGGCUAGUUCGACAAAUGAUAAAGGAAAGGGCCUGGAUAUAGAGGACGCUGGAGCUGCAGAAACUGACAAGGUUCUUUCCUCCAAAACUGAUAAGCAGAGGGAUUCAGUGGAAAGUGUAACAAAGCAGAUAAGAAGCAUUGCUAUUUCUGAAUCACCUGCAGCGCCAUCCACAAAUGCCAAUGAUAGCUCACAACCAGAAUCAUCCGCUCCAGACAUAGAUAAGAAAAUUCGAGCACUGAAGAAGAAGAUACGUUUAGCUGAAGCACAGCUGCAAGGUGACUCCGAAAAAUUGAAAUCUGAGACUCAGGAAAAGUUGAAAAAGAUUGAAGGGUGGCGUGCGGAGCUGAAGCUUUUGGAGGACAAGAAAGCUCCCACGGGUUCCUAGACAGAGUCGGGUUCAGCUGUGAUGUAGAGUGGAGCCAUGGCUACCAAACAAUCACCAUGGUGUUGUGCACUUGUGCUGAUCCAAGGUCCAAUCAAUCACCAUGGUGUUCGCGCAGAACGAUGGAGAGUUUCUCAUCGCACACAUUUUGCUGUCUCAUGUUCGCCGAGUUCGAAGAUUUGUACCACAAGAUGAUCCAUUUGUCAGAGACCACACAAUGAGAUAAUUCGACCGAUUAUUGUGACUGGCUGUAGCUUCGGUGUACUAUGCUGACACUGGGGAUUUAUUGGAACUGGAUCAGAAUUUCCUUCCAGCUCUAAACUUAGAAUGCAUCUCUCUGCAUUUCCACUAGUAUUCGUAACUUUUCAGGCCGGGCAGCUGCUUUGUCAGUGUCCGUCACCUUCAGCUUUUACAGACACCAUCACGACUUAUCUUGAAACAACCCUUCGGAGGUUCUUUGUCGUCC